This is a messenger RNA of Hyalella azteca, 1679 nucleotides long. RefSeq lists its product as uncharacterized. NCBI's taxonomy places the organism in Eukaryota, Metazoa, Arthropoda, Malacostraca, Amphipoda, Hyalellidae. The transcript has 5 exons. The coding region runs from base 93 to 602 and encodes 169 amino acids. The record is from RefSeq and is a predicted model, not a curated record.
CCUCUUCGGCAUCUGCUUCAGUCUUGACUCGAAUCCAAGCGUGUGAGCAGCAGUAAUUUUCUCGUCUCAGCUUAUUUUCCAAUUAACUCACCAUGAAGUACAAUCAUCUCGUUGUAUUGCUGCUCUCGGCUACCGCUGUUGCGUCCGCAUGGCCGACCGUGUCGCAGACUCAAUACGAGUUCGAACCUUUGCGCGAGAGUCAAGAGACCAGUGAGGGGGGCAGAGGGUGGCAGACAUGGAACGCGCUGGUGAACUGGCUGCGCCCCGCCACCAACUACAUCACCCAGCGACUGCCUAACAAAACACCGUCCGAGUUCGCCAGCGAUGUCAGGGACACGGCGGUUGACCUGCGCGAUCGCGCCGCUGCACACCCCGUGGUCCAGGGCGUUGGUCGGGUGGUGCGCCCAGUACACGAGUGGGUCUCGAAUACGGCGAGCGAGCUGAGCAAGACGAGUUUCCGUGACAUGUACGACGGCGCGAUGAACACCGUGCGGCGUGCGGACGAGACCGUCGCUGACUGGCUCAACAGACGCGGCUCGCAGCAGCAGCUCAGCCAGUACAACUACGACGUCGCUGAUGGUGUCGAGCAAGUGCUCCACUAGAUGCUGCACUAAAUGCUGCUCUACUUGAUGCAACCAAGCAAGGCUGUAUUGUAGCAGACGUCAGUGUAUUCUCUGGGCCGUGAAUGGAUCAUCGAAGGAGAUUUUCGUUAGCAGAUUAUCCAUAGAUGAGACUUGAGCAAUUUUAAAAUCUUUCCAACGAGAAACUACGAAAUAUUUAGAAUAAGAUGCUAGGAUACCGAGUUUUAAAAGAUACUAUAUGAGAGAUGUUAAUCAUCCAUUGUUAUUUAGGUUCCCCGUUGAAUUGAUUCUACAAAUAUCAGGAAAGUUCCAUAUGUUGCUGCUCGAACGAAAUUGUGAGAAAAUCUUCCUUACUCACAGUUACGCAUCGUCCUUUUGGUUGUCAGUGCAUUCAAAUCAUUCAUACAGCAUUACGGUUGGCUAAUUUUAAUCCAUAAAACUCAUGGUCAAGUCAAUUGAUAAUAAUUUGGAAAUGAGCUGCAUCAAACACUUUCAUGAAUUGUGUUUAUGAUCGAAUUCCGUAAUGUACGUGUAGUCUGACCGCUCCUAACUCAUGAAAUGAAAUCGCUCCCGUAUGCGCAUGAUCGAGCUGCUGUGUAUCACAACUGUUCUUCAUUACCUAGAGAGAAAAGUACAUUUUUUAGUUCGUUUCAAUAUAAGGUAUCUUUUUUUCAUAAAAUGUUACAUCGGUCAGCAAUGUGCCAAAGAAGUUGACUUCGGUGCGAUGCAAACGAAACUUCGCCGACUUAAUCUCUAGAAAAUCGCGGUUUCAAAAAUUUCCAUUGUUAGGAUAAGUUAUUUUGUAACAUUGUCUUGAUACUCCAUAUUAUUUCUGGCAAGGUACUCCUGUGCUAUGUUUACAUCGUACACAUACUUGCAGUCUAGCUUUAGUUUGGGAUCUCCUCGUGGCAUGACUUCUGUUAUUCAUCACAAAUCCGUAUUGUGAAGCUCUACUAUUUAUUGGAAUCUGCUCGUGGCAUGACGUCCGUUAUUCAUAAUCACAAAUCCAGCUCGUGAAGUUUCAGUGUUCAUCAUUCGAGUCAACGCUCUCUUGUAUACCCGCAAGAUACUGUUUUAUAAUACAUAUAUUUAUCUUGA